Molecule: messenger RNA, 1916 nt
Organism: Daphnia pulicaria
Lineage: Eukaryota; Metazoa; Arthropoda; Branchiopoda; Diplostraca; Daphniidae
Gene: Mettl3
Product: N6-adenosine-methyltransferase catalytic subunit-like
Exons: 11
Coding region: 127-1794 (555 amino acids)
Cellular component (GO): RNA N6-methyladenosine methyltransferase complex; nucleus
Molecular function (GO): mRNA m(6)A methyltransferase activity; mRNA (2'-O-methyladenosine-N6-)-methyltransferase activity
Source: RefSeq, a predicted model, not a curated record
AAUAUACACUGAAAGCAGAAUGAAAACAAUCUGGCUGCUUGUCUGACAUUUUCUUUCAUAUGCCGGUUUGUUUGAGAAGUUUUGUUGUUCUUAUAAUCCCUCACAUUUAUUUUGAUUUGUUCCAAAAUGUCUGACGCGUGGGAGGAGAUUCAAGCUGUCAAAUCAAAAAGAAAUGAACUUAGAGAACGGUUACAAAAGAGAAGAAAAGAAAGAGAAGAUCUCCUUGGAGGAGGCGAUUCAACUUCAACUGUUAAAACAGAUAGCAAUCAAAAAUUUUCAGAUGAAGCAUGUGAGAUAAAUCUGUCAAGUUCCAGCAAAGAAGCCAACAAAGAUAUUGAAAAUUGUGUUCUCAGGAUAUUAACCGAUGCCACACUUUCCUUACCUUCAGAUUCCAGAAUCAUUUGCCACAAUGUUUCCACUCAAAUUGGAUAUAUAGUUUCACACACAAUUGUCAGUAAUCUUCUCCAAAAAUUUGCUGCUCAAGAACUUAUUAGACUUGUAGAUGGCAUACAGGAAAAUCAGCCAGUACUUACCAUCACGCAUGCUGAGCAUGCUCGUCUUGUUGCUAUGGUUACUGAAGAUCAGCUAGGAAAUUCCAUAUCCUUGAAACGAAAGCAAAAUGAAGUGGAAGCUGAAGAGUCAGCUUUACCAGCACAAACUGUAACAGUGAAAGAAGAUCUAUCAAAGUCCAAAAGAGAGAAAAAAGAUUCCAAAAAUGAUGAUGUCAUGAACUUGUUAUCACUUCCGUCGACACGAGAAAAAGAAAACAAGAAAAUGGGUGAAGAAAUUCUGGAUCUUUUGUCGAAACCAACUGUCAAAGAAAAAUCCUUAGCAGAAAGAUUCCGUUCACAAGGAGGGGCUCAGGUUAAAGAGUUUUGCGCCCACGGAACUAAAGAUGAAUGCCGUAAAGUUUGGAUGUCUGAAUCAGAUGACGGUCUCGAAAGCAAAUGGAAUUGCCAUCGGCUUCAUUUUCGUAAAAUUAUACAGUCACACACAGACGAGUCACUUGGAGAUUGUUCUUUCUUGAAUACCUGUUUUCAUAUGGAAACGUGCAAAUACGUUCAUUACGAGGUUGACCAAGCCAUUAAAACAAAGGAUGAUUUUGAACCCGGCUCCUUGCUCGGUCAGGCAGUGGUCUCGCGAGGUGAAAGCACUGUCCUGUACCCAGCUCAGUGGAUUCAGUGUGAUUUACGGUCAUUGGAUAUGGCCAUUUUAGGUAAGUUUUCGGUUAUCAUGGCUGAUCCACCGUGGGAUAUUCACAUGGAACUUCCAUAUGGAACCCUUUCUGAUGACGAGAUGAGACAACUGAGCAUUCCUAUCCUUCAAGAUGAAGGAUUGAUAUUCCUCUGGGUUACUGGUCGAGCCAUGGAAUUGGGCCGAGAGUGCCUUCAGCUAUGGGGCUACGAACGGGUCGAUGAAAUCAUUUGGGUCAAGACAAACCAGCUACAAAGGAUUAUUCGAACAGGUCGAACAGGACACUGGUUAAACCAUGGGAAAGAACACUGCUUGGUAGGUAUGAAGGGUAAUCCCAGAAUGCUGAACCGCGGACUGGAUUGUGACGUCAUCGUGGCCGAAGUGCGGGCAACCAGCCACAAACCAGACGAAAUGUAUGGCAUUAUUGAACGUCUCUCGCCCGGAACGCGCAAAAUCGAGUUGUUUGGAAGGCCUCACAACGUACAGCCAAAUUGGAUUACCCUGGGAAAUCAACUCGAUGGUGUCCAUCUGCUUGAUCCAGACAUUGCCCGAGCCUACCAGAAACACUAUCCAGAUGCCAGUGCCCCCAAUGCCAAAUGAAAUUUGCGAAUCGCUCCGAAUUACUUUUUUCCGCAUUUUCAACGUUCAUUCAUUUUGAUCCACCCAUUUUUAAUAAGUGUCACACACCUCGAUUGCGUAAAAUAAAAAAAUUAGAAAGAAGA